Cucurbita moschata (crookneck pumpkin) is the source of this 1224-nucleotide messenger RNA. RefSeq names its product B3 domain-containing protein At5g06250-like. The transcript is spliced from 3 exons. Bases 91 to 825 code for a protein of 244 amino acids. Gene Ontology annotation, molecular function: DNA binding; DNA-binding transcription factor activity. The record is from RefSeq and is a predicted model, not a curated record. Lineage: Eukaryota; Viridiplantae; Streptophyta; Magnoliopsida; Cucurbitales; Cucurbitaceae.
CUGUCAAAUUAUGUCUUUUGAAUCCAAACAUCAUCUAAAUAGAACACUCUCUCCACAUCAAGAACUCCCACAAAUUCUCUGUCUUCCAAAAUGUCCUUAAACCACUUCUCUUCAGACUGCCAUCUCCACCACCCCAAAUCCUCCGCCUCCGCCGUCGACCACCACCUCAUCCACCACCACCACAAGCACCCCAUGUUCGAAAAGCCCUUGACUCCCAGCGACGUUGGCAAGCUCAACCGCCUCGUCAUCCCCAAGCAAUAUGCUGAAAAAUAUUUCCCACUUUCCCCCGGCGGCGACACGGCGGACAAGGGCUUGCUUCUUAGCUUCGAAGAUGAGUCCGGUAAGAUGUGGCGCUUCCGUUACUCGUAUUGGAAUAGUAGCCAGAGCUAUGUGCUCACUAAAGGGUGGACCCGCUUUGUCAAAGAGAAGCGCCUUGACGCCGGUGAUGUCGUCGUCUUUGAACGCCACCGCCGUGAUGGGGAUAGGUUGUUCAUUGGGUGGAAGCGGCGCUCGCCAGUGUCCACGGCGGAGACGGCGGCGGCGACUAGAAUCUUCUGUUCUUCAAACCCAUAUCCUUCUCAUCAUCAUCAUCAUAAUCAUAAUCAUCUUCCUUCACCGCCAUACCAAUCUUAUGAUUGUCCUCAUGCAGAGUCCUCUGUUCAGAGUCAAACAGUGUCGGUUGGGAAUUCAAAGAUACUGCGUCUGUUCGGGGUGGACUUGGAGUGCCAAACCGACGUGUCGGAACCCGAACAGCCCUCGACGCUCGGUGGCGGAUCGGGUCUAUCGGGUCAAGAUCCAACCCGUCACAGCUUCUACACACACUGACACUACGCUCCUUCUCUUCCUCAUCACAUGAAUUCCACUUUCCCACAAGAUGUGAAGCAGGCGAAAUAUGAAGGAUAGAGAUGUGUGGAUGUGACGUCCCUGUAAUGCAAAACACACUUUUUCCCACUACACUUGAGAAGAGUCAUCCCCACUAAAUAAAAUAUGGGAAAAUAGAAAUAAAUCCCAGGUUUUCUGGCCGACUUUCCAAGGACAGGGGUGGGAUGGGGUGGGGGGGAUGAGGGGAGAGGAAAAGUGGGGUCCAGGAACAAGAAAGCUACCUAGGGCUUACGUCAUACAUGUAAAUUGGAAACUAGGGUCGUUGAAGGCCAGGAAUGAAAAAUCUAUUUGACACAAGAUUUUUUUAGAGAGACUCAAAAUAUGAGCGGAGGAAAAGGGGGG